Oikopleura dioica is the source of this 2439-nucleotide messenger RNA. The record is from the annotation of a GenBank genome assembly. NCBI's taxonomy places the organism in Eukaryota, Metazoa, Chordata, Appendicularia, Copelata, Oikopleuridae.
AUGGCUUAUUUAGAUGCACAAGCCGGAAAUCAUUUGUUCAAGAUAACCGGGUCGUGGCAUCUUAUCCACUCUCGCUCAACCUCGUUAGAACUUGAAGAAACUGGGGAAGGCUUUAUAUCUGAGGAGAUAGAUAGCGCCGCCAAAGGCGAAUUCGGAGAUGAUACGAAUACAACCACUCCUCAAGCAACAACGACAACAGCUUCCACAACGACGAGCACAGCAUCGACAACGACUACUCCCGCUCCAGUGUAUACCUGGUACUUGACAUUUACAAUGUCUGGAAGUGGAGCAACUGUGCAGUAUAUUCCAGGAAUCACGAAGGAUCCAGCGAAACGAGGAAUAUUCGGCUGGGGAUAUGAGACGCAGGAGAUUAACCCGAAAAGGCACCACUCUCACAAAGUUCUUGGUUAUUUUGGCAAUGGAAGUAUGGACAAGAACACGACGAAUUGGCACUUCUCAGAAGACGCCAGGCUCUGGUCGAAAGCCAUAAAUAAGGUCCUCGCAGCGAGCAACUUCACAGAAGAAGCGACGGUGACUACUGUGCGAAAUGUCAAUGCGAAGGACAAGUACGCCCCACUACAAACGUGGAGAGUGGAGAAUUUAGACCCGGACUUUGAGCCUCAAUGGAAGAAUUUCUCGUUUCAUGAUUACCAAGAAGAAAUAAUGCUUCGAUCAGAUGCCUUUGCAAAGUCUUAUUCUUAUCCCGUCGAUCAAUUUACCAAUGAGUGGUUUUAUACGAGUUAUGACUACUGGAUUCAGUCUUUGUUCGAAUUCACAACGACUUCUUAUGGAAACUCAAAUUAUACAACUCACUCUGGCGCCGAUCACUUUUUCUACGGGGAAAAUUUCGAGUCCGAAUUUGUUGAAGAGACGACUGUUCGUGGCCUUCCCGCAGAGAAGUGGUCCUCUGCACUUGGAGAUGGAACGCAAAUCAAUCAGUACUUCAUCCAUCCGAAUUUCACCACGUUCUCGAACAGAUCUGUCCCUCUUCUAGUAGAAUUCCAGCAAAAUGGAACUUGGGAAGGCGAUGAAAUAGAGAUCUCAACUCGCUGGGACAUUUUCUAUAUGAUUGAUAAAUUUGAGCGACACCAGAUGGACUCGAUUGUUGGAGAGGAUCCAUUUCGUUCUUCUAGCUUUUUCUCGCCAAAAUUCGGCGACUGCGAUAAAGGCGUCACUCAAAUGGAAAUCAACUCGACUCCCGAUUCACUAGCCAACAAAAAUGUCGAUACGAAGCUUGAAAUGGUCAAUGUUCAGUCGAAAAAUGUCUAUGCCUCGCACUUGCGAUUUGAUGUAAAUAACAACCUAACUAGAAUGGACUAUUACGACUUUGAGGAAAAAGCAAAUGUCAGAGUUGUUGAGAUGAAAAGUUUAGACGCGCAAUUCACCAUCGACAUGAGUACUGGCUCAUGCAAGGUGUCAAAGCUAAUUGAGAGCUUCGACUGGAUCAAGAAUAAGGGGCCAGAAUCACCAGCAGAUAUUUUUGGAGUGCCGACUGGAGCUUUCUAUAAUCAGCCAUCCGACGUGCGACAAAAUAUUUUCUCCGAUGCAUGGCAAGACGUUUACGAAACUGAGCUCGACUUCGGUCCUGGGAAGGGGAUAAACGCAACGUGCGUCGCAAUUUACCAUUAUCCAGGAGUCUGGCUCGAGCAACAAGACAAUGCUGAUAUGUUUAAUGCCGAGACUGGAAUGCUCCUCAGCUAUGAAAACCAGUGCUACGGGAACGGCUCGAUACAGUUUCAGACGUCAGCAAAUAACUUUGGUUCGCGGAAUCGAUAUUUUGCGCCGGAUGAAUUCGAUUUGACUCCUUGUUUCUCUUCUGGAUCCGUUGGAGACUCGCCUAUUUAUGACAUCAUCUUUUCCAUGACAGAAAAGGGAUUGAGAACAAUCUGCGAAGGGCCCUUUGACGCUCUCGGAAAUAUGCAGCAGAUUUUCGCAGAUGCCGUCCUAACACAAAUUCAAGUCCAGACCGGUUUGGAGUUUAUGUCAAGGCUGCAACACCUCGAGUGCGACUUGUUCACUGAUUUCGAAAUCGAGAAUCCAGAAAUCAUCAUCAAGUUCUCUUUACUGCCGCAAGUUGCGAGCUACGAGGAUGGAACCUACAAGGACCUUUCGAACGAUCAAUUCAUGGAGCGCAUUUCAGAACCAAUAAAUGACGGAUAUUUCGAAGUGGAGAUUUUCAUGAACCAAAAGGAUCUGCAAUUCCUCACGAUCAAGGACUCGUUGGCGAUUUCUCAAGACGGCGGGUUAACAUACGAGCCUGUGAGUAACAAGACUCGGGUCAUCACUCGUAUUCAUCACGAAAAAGGUUACAAACCAGUUGGAGUCGCGAUGAUGUGCCUCUUUGGCCUUUUAAUCGUGCCCGGAUUGAUUUUUGGCGCCACUUGGUUUCGCUUCCGACAGAGUUCAGGCACUGGAUACGAGAACAUGAACCACGAAUGA